CAGAGAUGCCAUUACUACUGUCUUAAUUGGUUUGUGAUCUUGUCAUCAUCAUCAGAUUUCUUCCUCUCUUCUGAAAUAUUCUUUUAUUCUUUUUGUGGCGAUUCAUAAGAGCUGGUACUUCUCUAAGAGCUAGCACCUUUACCAAGAUCAAUACCAUUAUAAUGAAAACUUGAAUUAGAAAAUAGAGUAAAACAUCUGCAAAUUCUUCUCUUAAAUGAUCUUUCUCUUCUUCUUUCCAAUCUGAUAAUUCUUAGUUUUGGUACUUCACCCUUGCAUACAAAUUUCUCUGGUAGCUCUACUUCUCCUAUCAGAUAUAUUUUUCCCAAUCUCUUUCUUUAGCAAGAUCCACCACUUUCUGCCUCAAAACUUCAAAGACUAGCUAACAACACCAUCAACUGGAACUCCUGCCAUCUUUCUAUUUCUAUCUCUUCUCUGGUGCGCAGCAUAAGCAGGGCUGUAUGCUCAGAUUUAGGGGUUUGGAACUUUAAGGGCUUAUAUAAAAAUAGCCGUGUCUUGGAUUGAUAGGAUCUAGUAAGUUAUUGUACUACGUUUAUCUUCAAAAUGGCGAUCACUCGAAGUCGAAGAGCAUCCAGAGCACCCAGAACAAAUGUGUUUAUCUCUGGUGGAAACUUUGUCGCUUCUACUGGUGAUGAUGGAACUAAUGAAAUCGGUUGUAGACGGCCUCGAUUCUUCAUAAUAAUUCACAAUGCCAUAAUCCAAGAUGGAAAUUUGAAAAUCCCGCCAGAGUUCUUUAAGAGUUAUGGGGCCGAUUCUCACCAUGCAACCCUCGAAAUUCCAGAUGGUCUAACCUGGGAUGUUCAGUUGAAGAGAAACUCAAAUGGCGGCAACGCUGCUGUUAGCUUUCAAAUUUGUCAGUUAGCCCAAUUUUUUGAGUACUACUCCAUACGCCCAGGACAUGUUUUGUUAUUCAAAUACCAUGGAAAUUCUCAUUUCCAUGUUAUAAUAUUUGAUACAAGUGCUGGUGAAAUAAACUAUCCUGCUGAUAGUUCUAAUGAUGAAGCGCACUUUCACCGCUACCACGAAGGAGGGCCCUCUGAAAUCCAGAGCAGUGAAGAAGAAGAUUAUUGCGUUCAUGCUUCUACUGAUGAAGAUCAAUCAUCUGCAUCGUCGUUGUCAUCAUCAGAGGAAGAAGAAGUCAGAGUUGUUGGGAAGAACAAGAGGAAACAUGUGUAUUUGAGAACUAAAGAGGGGGAGGAUAGAGCGAGGAGAAGGACAAAACAGAGAGCAACUCUUAUCAGUGAUGAAUUCCAGUCCGAAAAUCCUUUUUUCACAAUCGCUCUACAGCCAUCUUAUAUGAAUCACAAAUACUUGCAUAUACCAGCUUCGUUCAAUGAGAAGCACAUGUUUAGCCACGGAAAGAAAAUCAAAGCUCAGGUUGAAGAUGGAAGAUUUUGGCUACUCGCAUUUCCCAAGGAUGAGGGUGGAAGGUUAACUAUUGGAGUUGCAUCAUUUUUGAAAGAUAAUGAUUUGGUUGUCGGAGAUAUCAUACUCAUGGAGCUAAUGAAGGAGAUGAAAUCCAAGUACCUUGAUGCUAAGGUUCAUAUCUUUCGCGCCUGAAAACUAUGUCCAAGUACCUUGGCUUAAACUACCUACUCUGAUUUCUAUAAAGUAGAAAUUCAAGUUGUUAUACUUGUGCACAGCAACAUACUUUUCUGACUAUUGGUUGCCCAAGUUAAUUAUAGAAUGUAGUGAUUAACAUGUUUUAACAACAGGUAGUUUGCUUUAUUAACCGUCUUCUUACUAAACUCAGUAACUACUCAACUGUUUUGGAGUUUGGGGUUACUU
Papaver somniferum (opium poppy) is the source of this 1806-nucleotide messenger RNA. RefSeq names its product B3 domain-containing transcription factor VRN1-like. The transcript has 6 exons. NCBI's taxonomy places the organism in Eukaryota, Viridiplantae, Streptophyta, Magnoliopsida, Ranunculales, Papaveraceae. Gene Ontology annotation, molecular function: DNA binding. The coding region runs from base 562 to 1578 and encodes 338 amino acids. The record is from RefSeq and is a predicted model, not a curated record.